Molecule: messenger RNA, 371 nt
Organism: Oppiella nova
Lineage: Eukaryota; Metazoa; Arthropoda; Arachnida; Sarcoptiformes; Oppiidae
Source: the annotation of a GenBank genome assembly
GUUGGCACCCGAGGGGCUCAACCAAGACUUACCGCUCAAACAUUAAUCUGCCAUUAAUUAAGAUGUCGGGAGCCGGGGGUCAGAUAGAGGGAGACCCUAAUGAUCCCGAAUCAGUGGAGUACUUCCAGAAUGAAGAGGUGGACCACAUGGAGGACUGGUUGGACGAACAUCCCUCCUUCGUUCAGGACUACUUCGUUAGGAAGGCCUCCCGUUCUCUCAUUGACAACUGGCUUAUGGCUCACUCGGCGCCCGUAAGCGCUGGUGCGUCCGGUUACACGUCGUGUGCGCCCAGCGCUGACAACUCGGGCUCAACCACUCCGGUCAGGAAGAUAUCGGCCCAUGAAUUUGAGAGGAGUGGCUGUUUCCUGAGG